AUGUCGCAUAAAAAAGCUGUAGAAACACUAAAUCGAACGCUCCAGGAUUUGCGCAGCAAUACCGAUGUAAUGGGAGGAAUGGUGGUUUUACUGGCUGGUGACUUUCGUCAAACUUUACCUGUCAUUCAAAAGGGCAUACCUGCAGAUAAAAUUAAAGCAUGCCUCAAGUCGUCUAUUUUAUGGAACAAGGUGACAAAAUUAAGUUUAACUACGAAUAUGAAAGUGCAUUUGUAUAAUGAUAUCAAUGCUGGAAACUAUGCUGACACACUAUUAAAAAUUGUCGAUGGGUGGUUGGAAACGGAUGCUGAGGGUUGCGUUAAAUUGACGAGAGAUUUUUGUAAUUUAGUACAGAGUCAUUCCGAAUUAAUUGCGAGCGUUUAUUCAGAUUUAACGAACAACAUGCAUGAAGACAAAUGGUUAUGUGAAAGGGCGAUUCUUGCACCAAAAAAUGAGAGCGUUAACAAAAUAAAUUCAGAUAUAUUAAGCGAAGUAUCAGGAGAAAUAACAGAGUAUUUGUCAGUAGACACAGUUAUGGACACAGAACAGAGCACUUCAUAUCCCGUAGAGUUUCUAACUUCUCUAGAGUUGUCAGGUGUGCCCUCACAUAAGUUUCAAUUAAAAUUAGGCGUCCCAGUCAUGCUAAUGCGAAAUUUAGAUGCUCCUCGGUUAUGUAACGGGACAAGGCUGCGUGUGACACAUCUUGGACGGAACAUAAUCGGUGCUACAAUUUUGACAGGCGUAGGAAAAGGUGAAAAUGUUAUUAUACCACGGAUCCCUAUAAUUCCCACAGAUCUUCCUUUUCAAUUCAAAAGGUUGCAGUUCCCUAUUAAGCUCAGUUUUGCAAUGACAAUUAAUAAAGCGCAAGGGCAAACGCUACAGGUAGCGGGGGUUAAUUUAGAAAAACCGUGCUUCUCUCAUGGUCAGCUGUAUGUAGCGUAUUCGCGUGUAUCAAAUGCCCAGAAUCUCCACAUUCUUUCCCCAAAUGGAAAAACAUAUAACAUUGUGUACAAUAGCGUCUUAAAAUAG
Molecule: messenger RNA, 1026 nt
Organism: Parnassius mnemosyne (clouded apollo)
Lineage: Eukaryota; Metazoa; Arthropoda; Insecta; Lepidoptera; Papilionidae
Source: the annotation of a GenBank genome assembly